AUGAAGAUUACAAAGUUUGUGCUUAUGUUUUGUUUUUUUGUGGUAGGAGUCAACGCUAAGCAUUAUUUUAUGAAGGCUUGCAAUGGAUCUGAUGUUAUACUAACAGAGUUUAAAAGCUACUCGGUAUUAAAAAGUUAUACAGUUUUUAUUAAUAAACAUUUAGAAGCUGGUACCAACGUGACUAUUCAAUUUGCUCCCAAUGUAGAUCUUGCUGUUCAUAUUAAUUUUGAGUCUGUAAUACAUAUAUUGGGUAAUAAUGUAUUCAGAGUAACGUUACCGGAUGAAGCAAAACUUGGUAUGCUAUUUUACACAAGAGCAUCGAUUUCAUAUAAAGCUUCGGAUAUUUAUGUUAUAAGUGUCCUUAUCAACGGUAAAGAAUAUUGUACAAACUCUGCUUUAAAAUCGACAGAACAAAGCGUUACACCAAAACUGUCGUGUGGACAACGUAAAGUGAAACAUAAUCAGCUUAUAACCCAUGGACUCGAAGCGAGAGCCGGAGACUGGCCAUGGCAUGUUGCAAUAAGCAGUAUAUCCAAUUCUGCCUUCCGAUAUAUUUGUGGAGGAUCUCUUAUUUCAGAUACAUUUGUUUUAACAGCUGCUCAUUGCGUAACAAAAUUUGGUGUUCCGGUGUUGCCAGAUUAUUUGGGGAUUAGUCUUGGCAAGACUAAUUUAAUUGGAGGCGAUGAAUGUCUUCAGGAAAGAGAGGUUUUUAAAAUCAUUGUACAUGAAAAAUUUUCUCAUAGAAAACUUGACAAUGAUAUAGCAUUAUUGAAAAUGACCACGCCAGUUAUUUUUAACGAUUAUAUACAGCCUGUUUGUAUGUGGUCUGAUAGAGUGAAUAAGACUGUUCCAAUUGGAGAAAUCACUGGAUCGGUAGUUGGAUGGGGCUUUGAUCAAACAGAUUCAUUAAGUCGAACUCUUCGCACUGCUCACAUACCCUUAGUAUCAGAUGAGAUUUGCAUUAAAAGAAAGCCAAUAUUUUACGGUAGCUUCCUAAAUGGUUAUAAAUUUUGCGCUGGACUUAUCAAUGGAACGUCCGUAUGUAAUGGAGAUAGUGGUGGAGGUUUUGUUGUUUUCAUACCAAAUGAAGAUAGUGGAAUAACUAGUUCUCCUGAUGGAGUAUGGUUUAUACGAGGAAUAAUUUCUCUUGCAUUGAGCAGAGAAAAUUAUAGAGUAUGCGUUUGUGAUCCCAACGAAUACGUUAUAUUUACUGAUGUUGAUAAAUAUGAAGAUUGGAUAAGAGAGCACAUGAAA
Messenger RNA from Brenthis ino (lesser marbled fritillary), 1254 nucleotides. NCBI's taxonomy places the organism in Eukaryota, Metazoa, Arthropoda, Insecta, Lepidoptera, Nymphalidae. The record is from the annotation of a GenBank genome assembly.